This is a messenger RNA of Debaryomyces fabryi, 2409 nucleotides long. RefSeq names its product bifunctional glycerol-3-phosphate/glycerone-phosphate O-acyltransferase (gene SCT1). Gene Ontology annotation, cellular component: endoplasmic reticulum membrane. Bases 1 to 2409 code for a protein of 802 amino acids. NCBI's taxonomy places the organism in Eukaryota, Fungi, Ascomycota, Pichiomycetes, Serinales, Debaryomycetaceae. Gene Ontology annotation, biological process: phospholipid biosynthetic process. The record is from RefSeq and is a predicted model, not a curated record. The transcript has a single exon. Gene Ontology annotation, molecular function: glycerone-phosphate O-acyltransferase activity; glycerol-3-phosphate O-acyltransferase activity.
AUGACCAACUCAUACGCAGGUAGCCAAGACGCCGGCGAAGCAUUGUUGCAGAGCAAUGGACUGGCAAAUAUUAAAGAUAAAGUUGACGUAAAUGAAGGCGGAAAUAAGGCAUCCCGGGGAAGAAAAGGAAGCUCUAGUGGGGAUAGCUAUACUAGAAAUAAAGAAAUGGACGAAUUUGAACACAGACAGAGACAAUGGUACAGGUUGGUAAUCUUUGACUUGGUAUUAUGGAUGUUUUCGGUGGUAUGUGAUUGUUUUUUCAGGGAAAUACGUCCCAGAGGAGCGUUCAGGCUUCCUCGUCUGGGACCGGUUAUUUUCGUGGCUGCUCCACAUGCCAACCAGUUUGUAGAUCCAAUCAUCUUGAUGGGACAGGUGAGAAAAGAGGCCCAAAGGAGAGUGUCGUUUUUGAUCGCUGCUAAGUCGUACAAGCAACGGAUUAUUGGGUUUUUGUCUCGGUGCCAAUUUUCAAUUCCGGUAGUACGAGCACAAGAUAACUUGAAAAAAGGUAGUGGGAAGAUUUUCAUUAAUGUGGAACUGGAUCCGUGCCGUGUGACAGGGAAGAAUACCAAAUUUUUGCUGGAAUGUACAGUCCGGGGUAUGUUGGCUUUGCCUCAGUCAUUGGGUGCUUCUGAAAUUCUGGAAAUUAUCUCAGACACUGAGAUAAUUAUUAGAAAAGAAUUUAAGCGUACCGAGCAGAUCACCACUUUACUCAAAAAUGGUACAUCUUUCAAACGGGCAGAUAGAAUCGAUCAGAAAAAAGUGUAUCAGAUCGUGUUUAGACAUUUAUCUUUAGGCAACUGUAUUGGUAUUUUCCCAGAAGGUGGUUCUCAUGAUAGAACAGAUUUAUUACCACUUAAGGCUGGGGUUGCAAUCAUGGCUUUAGGUGCUAUGGAAUACAACCCAGAUUGUAAUGUCAAAAUUGUUCCUUGUGGUAUGAACUAUUUUAAUGCUCACAAAUUCAGAUCAAGAGCUGUUGUCGAAUUCGGCCAUCCUAUUGAAAUCCCUAAGGAACUCGUUAAGAAGUAUCUGAAUCCUGAAACAAAUCGUGAAUCAGUUAAGGAAUUGUUGGAUCUUAUCACCACUGGGUUGAAGGCAGUUACCGUGACGUGUGAAGAUUAUGAGACUCUCAUGGUUGUUCAAGCUGCUAGAAGAUUAUAUGCUGGUAAUUUUGUUCAAUUUUUGCCAUUACCAUUGGUUGUUGAAAUGAACAGAAGAUUAGUUUUAGGCUACCAGACAUUUAAAAACGAUGAGCAAAUCAAAAGUUUGAAGGAAAAAAUUAUCAUUUACAACAAUAAGUUGAAACAGUUGUAUUUACCAGAUCAUCAUGUCGAAGCUUGUGAUGAAUCUCAUAAAUUGAGAGUUUUACCAAUUUUACUCUUCAGAAUCGUCAAAUUAUUUUUAUUAAUGUUAUUAGCCUUACCUGGAGCAACAUUGUUUUCUCCCGUAUUCAUAUGUACUAAGUGGUAUUCUAAGAGGAAGGCAAAGGUAGCAUUAGCUAACUCGACUGUGAAAAUCAAGGCUAACGAUGUAGUUGCUACUUGGAAAAUCUUGAUAAGUAUGGGUAUUGCUCCUUUAGUUUACAGUUUUUAUGCAUCAAUUGGUACAUGGUAUUGCAAUAAAUAUAAAACCUUUGAAGACUGGAAUGUCAGUUCAGUUUUUAUUUGGUUUACAUUAUACAUGCUUGGAGUAACCGUUACUUAUUCAGCAUUGCUUACUGGUGAACAAGGCAUGGAUAUUUUUAAAUCUAUUCGUCCCUUAUACUUAUCGAUCACAUCGGGAUCUUCUAUUAAAGAUUUAAAGAAGUUAAGAAACGAAUUGUCUGAGGAGAUUACGUAUGUGGUUAAUCACUUCGGUCCUGAAUUGUUUCCAAAUGAUUUUAACUUAUUGAAGUUAAAGGAUCAUUUGAAGAUUUCUGAUAAUGUGGAAUACGUUGAUAGUGACGAAGAAGAAGAAAGAAAGACCCAGGAAGUGAGAAAGAGGAGAAUGAAAAACCGUAAAGCUGCUAGAAGAAAGCAUACUCAGGAUGAAAACACCGAUUCAAUUAGUGGAUUAUCAUUAGACGAGAAACAUUCGUCUUCGGUCUCUGACGGAAUUUCUUUAAUGAAUUCUGAUAAUUCAUUAACUAAUAUUCCAAUGUUUUCUGAUUACCAUUUGCACAUGAAUGCAAAGAACCCAGAUAUAAAGCUUGAACAACAGUCUGUUAUUCAUCUGUCUGCGUCAAUAGCCGACGAUUUCAACUACAAAGUCCACAAUUCACCUGCCGGUAAGCCAAGUGUUUCAAGAAAGGAUUCAAAUUCGCAAAUUGAAUUGAAUUUCGGUAAUCUCAAAGGCCAACAAUCGAAAUCACGGUUGAGUGACAAAAUCAAAUAUAAGAUUAGGGAAAGUAGAGAUAAAGCAUCAGAUAACUGA